This is a messenger RNA of Penicillium nucicola, 750 nucleotides long. RefSeq names its product putative extracellular soluble lytic transglycosylase. The transcript has 2 exons. NCBI's taxonomy places the organism in Eukaryota, Fungi, Ascomycota, Eurotiomycetes, Eurotiales, Aspergillaceae. Bases 1 to 750 code for a protein of 249 amino acids. The record is from RefSeq and is a predicted model, not a curated record.
AUGACCAACCUCCACCCCAUCGCUCUGGCAACCCUCCUUCUAGCAGCCCUAUCAACAGCCCAGUCCGCAAACCCAGGUCUAGGAGCCAACCCCAAAGCCAAAGGAGCAACCUCCGAUGUUACCUCAACCACAGGUCCAAACGGAUCGGAAGACUGGCUAAACACAGGCCUAACCACCAACGGCUGGAACCCACCCUUCCUCUCCAUAAACGACAUCUACCACAUCACCCUAGAAACCUUCUACAACGGAAUCGGCGCCCCCUGCCAACAAUACGACACCUACUUCCAAAGCGCAGCAUCAAAGUACAGCGUGGACCCCGUGUUUCUAGCCGUGAUCGCCAUGCAAGAAUCGUCCUGCAACGCAGACGCCGGCGGACCCACGCCCGGCUUGAUGCAAGUAUCCUGCGAAAACUACCCCAACGGUCAAUGCACGAGCUCGAUCCAGGAUAAUGUCGAUGCAGGCACGAACUACCUCUCCUCGCAGCUGGAUGCGGCCGGCGGGAAUGCUAUCAAGGCUUUCGGGUCUUAUAAUGGGUGGUUUACUAGCGGGAGUGGGCUGAAUGGGAAUAAGGGCCUUACGCGCGAUUAUCCUUGUUCGGAGGAGGGUCGAGCGAACGGCGAACCGCAGAAUUUGGAUUACUUGCAUCAGGUUAUGAAUGGGUGGUUGAUGGGGUUGGAUGCCUAUGGGGAUGAUAGUUGGAUUGGGAUUUACAAGUGUGAUCAGUCUUGUGGGGAUGGGAGUCUGUGCUAG